AUGCCGAACCCCAUCCCUUGCCCCGACCACGACGGCGGCGGCGGACUCGACUGCUCCCCGCUCUCGCACCUCUUCUACCAAGUCCGCACCGACGCAUCCCCGCACUCGGGCCCGUCACCGUUCAUCACGCUCCUCUCCACCUUUGACGCCGCCUCAUCAUCGCGCUGGACGCUCUCCGCCCACACGGCCUGCUUCACCACCGACCUCCUCCCGCUCCCCACCUCGCCAGGCGAGCUCGCCGAAAUCGUUGCCGCAUUCACGCCCCACGCCUCCGCCCUCUCCGUCUCGGUCCCAUCCAAGGUGGCCCUGCUGCCCCCCCAUCGCUGGUCCCGCAUCGGCAUACACGUCGAUAUCGCCUCACCCGACGCGUCCUGGCCACGUCUCAGGGCGUACCGCGUCGAAGGCCAGCAUGCCAUCGACCUCGCAGGCAGAGCCAUGGUCUCGAUGCACACCGCGGCCAUCCCUCAGACGCCCACGAGCGAGGUACACGGCCUCCGCAUCGCACUCGACCAAGCCCGCGCCGCACACCGCCAGGACCUGGACAAGUACCGCCGUCUCCUCUCUUCGUCCUCGACGAUGGCACCGACAUCCCGUCCCGUCGGCAUCGCGGGCGGGGCAGCCUCUCUGAGCCAACGCGGCCUGUUGGCCAAUAGCGACCUCGUUCCGCCCUCGAGCGCACCCACCUCGGUCGCGGGGUCGAGCAACGACGGGUCUCCCCCUGCCAAGAAGCUGCGGACCAGGGACCAGCAUAGCGAAUCGCCCUCGGCCGCAAGGAGGGGCAGGUGGAUCGGUUCCCUCGUCAACCCGGCCCGCGUCUUCCGCGACAAACCGGGAGAGAAUGACGAUUUCGUUGAUCCGGACGAAACCCUCUGA
This is a messenger RNA of Pseudozyma flocculosa PF-1, 873 nucleotides long. RefSeq lists its product as uncharacterized. NCBI's taxonomy places the organism in Eukaryota, Fungi, Basidiomycota, Ustilaginomycetes, Ustilaginales, Ustilaginaceae. Bases 1 to 873 code for a protein of 290 amino acids. The transcript has 4 exons. The record is from RefSeq and is a predicted model, not a curated record.